Lentinula edodes (shiitake mushroom) is the source of this 1620-nucleotide messenger RNA. RefSeq names its product tubulin-tyrosine ligase family-domain-containing protein. The transcript has 6 exons. NCBI's taxonomy places the organism in Eukaryota, Fungi, Basidiomycota, Agaricomycetes, Agaricales, Omphalotaceae. The coding region runs from base 32 to 1375 and encodes 447 amino acids. Gene Ontology annotation, biological process: protein modification process. The record is from RefSeq and is a predicted model, not a curated record. Gene Ontology annotation, cellular component: P-body.
GGCCGGCAGUGAGUGCUUGCUUUGACCAGUUAUGCUGACGGUCGCAUGUAUAUGGCCUGCUGCGCCGUUUACAGAAUCAUUAGUUCGGAAAGCACUGGAGUCCCUUAACAUUCCAGUUCAAAUACUUACAUCCAUUCCUGAUGCACCUCUAAAAUUUCCACUCGUCCAAUGGUCUUCUUACGAUGAAAUCGAACACGAAUUUUCCAGGAACGAUUCUAUCCUUCAAUCAUCGUACAUCAUUCGAAAGAGCUUGAUCAGGAAGCACUUUCUAUCCCGAUGCAUAUUUUCUUACUGCACCAAACAUCCCGAGUCUGUGCUCAAAACAGCUUGGCCUCGAACAUAUGAAAUCGAAAUAUCAUUUGCUGAUGAGCUCGAUGAACUGUUUGCGGACGAGCUUUGGGAACUAGGCGAAGAACUCGGAGAUACUCAGAAAUGGUGGAUUUUAAAACCAGGAAUGGCCGAUCGCGGAAAUGGUAUAAGGAUUUUCAACGAUCGAGGGACGUUGGAAAAAAUCCUCGAGGAAUUCGAGGAUGAGAGUGCAACUGACGAUGAAGAAGAUGAAGAACAAGAACCCAACACGGCUGUGAUAAUAUCACAGCUGCGACAUUUUGUCAUACAAGAAUACAUCUUGAAUCCUUUGCUCAUUGACCCAAGAGAAGUGCCUAUCGGGCCUGACACAUCAAAACCAGACAUCCUUCAAGGACAUAAAUUUCAUUUAAGGGCGUACUGCGUUGCCUCAGGUGCACUCACAUUAUAUCUUUUUAAUCGCGUCCUGGCUCUAUUUUCCUCGGUGCCUUACUCUUCUCCUAACCCGCAAGACAAAAUACUAGACCUUGCACCACAUCUCACCAAUACCUCACUGCAGACCAAUCGCGGAGAGGAGGGUGUGAGGCUCUUGAAUGAGCUCAUUGGCUGUCAUAUACUGUCAACUGGCUCAGAACAGCAAACCAUCCUGACUGCCGAAGAUGUGUCGGACAUCCUACACCAGAUAGAAGUCGUUCUUGCAGAAACAUCCAAAGCUGCGUUGGAAAAUCCCAUUAAUUUCCAGGCAAUCCCCAACGCCUUCGAACUGUUUGGGGUUGACUUCCUUGUUGUAAAGGACUCGAAAGACAUUGAAAAUGAAUCAAAAAUCGAAGUCAAGCUACUGGAAAUCAACGCAGAGCCUGCAAUCGAGCUAACUGGUCCGAGAUUGGCUUGGAUAUUAGAGGACCUCUUUGCAGACAUCGGCAAAGUCUGUGUCGAACCUUUCUUUGCCAAACAGUCGUCCUCUGUCCAAGCUGACGCUAUUUCGUCAAACGAUUCCGGUUGGCCAGUGGGAGAGACUCGCCGAAAUUUAGUUAAAUGUAUGGAGACUGAAGUGCGGAGAUUAACAUAACGACAAAGAGUGGCUUCACUAGGCCUCACCUUAGCGCGUCACCUCGUCGGAUACACGAGAGACAGUUUCAAGAAUGUCAGAAAUAUACUUACGCUGUAAUUGAUUAUCAGAGUAAGGAUAUAUACGAAUGGUUGAUUGAUUGUCUUUGCGGGGAAGCCAAUGGCAGUGAAUGGAGAGUCCUGACCAAGCUGGACUGUGCGCUGGCUCCGAUACACAAGCGGGACGGGUCAAAUGAGGGAAUCAUC